GAUAUUACAAUGCUUCAAUUUAUAUUUAAUCUGAAAAUAUUUUUUUUAUAAUCGUCAAAUGGCAUCUAACAUAUUAUUAAUCAGACAAUAUACAAUACAAACAAGCUGGCUGAAAGCUCAGUUAACCUCGAAAAUAAAGUGACUUACCCAAACCUUGUCUGGAUAAAUACCAAUGAUUGGCUUAGCUUCAAAUUGUGAGUAUGAUGAGGAAUUGAACUGGGAAAUCACCAUGAAAACGUUGCAAGAUAUGAAGAUACUGAGAUUAGGGACACCGUGUGACAACAACAUAAAUAGCAUAAAAACAAAUGCAAACAAAUCAUAACAAAAACUCUGUUUUGGUGAAUGAACGACAUGGCAAAAAUGUAUAAACCACUUUUUUACUUGUUAACUCUUAUUAUCCUUACAUUAAUUGAAGUUUGUAAGUCAAAUCCGAUUGUAACAACAAAAUUUGGUCAAAUUAAAGGUUUUUCUGGUAAUUAUAGUGAUCAUAAUUACGAAUCCUUCUUGGGUAUUCCAUUUGCUGAGCCACCUUUGGGACAUUUACGCUUCCAAUUGCCACAACCAUUCAAUUCAACUUGGACAACACCAUAUGAAGCAGUGAAUUUUAAAGAUGGUUGUGUUCAAAAUCCUUCAAGUGCUUAUAAAUUCAACAUAAGUGAGGAUUGUUUGUAUCUGAAUCUAUGGAGACCCGAGUUGAGCAUUGAAAGUAAUGAUACAGAGCUGUUGCCUGUAUUUUAUUUCAUCCAUGGUUCUGGGUACACAUCUAGUUCAAGUGCAAAAGAGUCUAAUCAGGGUGAUGUAUUGGCUGCUACACAAAAGAUAAUUGUUGUCAACUCAAACUAUCGACUUGGAGCUUUUGGCUUUGCUCAUGGUUCUCAUACUUCAAUGCCUGGUAAUCUUGGCAUUUAUGAUACUUUGACGGUUCUUCGAUGGAUUCGUGAUAAUAUCAGAUCAUUUGGUGGAGAUCCUAAUCGUGUUACAUUAGCAGGACAAAGUUCUGGAUCCAAAGUAGUUUCAAUUUUAUCCACUCUACCCGAUAAAUUUGACUCACAAUCUCUAUUUUCCCGCCUAAUCAUGAUGAGUGGUUCAGCAACAAAGCAAAUUCAUGCUGAGAAUGUAUCAGUUGCCUUAGCAAAGACUCGUCUAUUAGCUUCAAAAGUGAACUGUUUGAGUCAAGUUGAUCAAUUGGAGUCAUCAGAUGAACUGUCAGAUGAAACUGUAGACUGUUUAAAAAAAUUAGACGCUAAGGAUUUAUUGAAAGCGCAAAAUUCAAAGGAUAUCACAGCAAUUGGUUGUUCAGAGAUCUCAGUAUUUUUACCAGUUUAUGGAACAGAUCUGUUACCAUAUCGACCAAUGAUAAAUCAUGCCAAACAAAUUGAAAGAAUCAAAGACAAACCCAUGUUGUUUGGGGCAGAACAAGAUGAAGCCUCAAUGUUUUCAUCGGUUGACGGCAUCUUUACUCUAAAUGAUGCUUAUGAGUUUACUAAGAAGCGUAUCUCAUUCGCAAUCAAAAACAUAAAACCUGAUAAGAUUGAUUCCAUUUAUAAAUUUUACUUCAAUGGUACUGAUCCUUCUAGUCCUUACGAUAUAAGAUCAAGAUGUGUUAAACUGUGUUCCGAUAUGAAUUAUCAUUGUCCAUCAUUGAUAUUAGCUGAAUUUUUGUCCCAGAAAAAUGCAGAUAUUCAUUUCUAUCUUAAUAGUUAUGUUGGUGAAAAGUUGGCCGAGAAUGCUGGAAGAUUAUAUGGGACAAAGCAUGGUGAUGAUGUCAAAUUUGGAUUAGGAAGUCCAAUAAGACAAUACAACUUGUACACGCCAAAUGAUAGAAGGUUCAGCCAGUUGUUUCUCGAUCUGUUUGGUACUUUCGCUAAAGGUUUCCAUUUGAUUGGUUGGCCAUCCAUCACAAUAAACAUGAACGAUUAUGAAUCUCUACAAAUCAUUAAAAAUUUGAACUUGCCUCCUACCAAUAUAGUCGAUCAUGGUCAACAAAUCUGUAUAAAAUGGGCAGAAUUAUUCAGUUAGUUAAUUUCACAGGAGAUUACUGAUUAAAAUGUAACGACUUGCAUUCAAAUAAUUGUAAGAUUUCUUAUGUCAUUUAUCAUGUCACUGUUCAAAUAAAAAUUAAAAGAUUAACUUUUU
Messenger RNA from Tetranychus urticae (two-spotted spider mite), 2136 nucleotides. RefSeq names its product acetylcholinesterase-1-like. Gene Ontology annotation, biological process: acetylcholine catabolic process; choline metabolic process. Lineage: Eukaryota; Metazoa; Arthropoda; Arachnida; Trombidiformes; Tetranychidae. The record is from RefSeq and is a predicted model, not a curated record. Gene Ontology annotation, cellular component: plasma membrane. Gene Ontology annotation, molecular function: acetylcholinesterase activity.